Messenger RNA from Hemibagrus wyckioides, 2664 nucleotides. It is a transcript of the gene ddx24, whose product is annotated as DEAD (Asp-Glu-Ala-Asp) box helicase 24. Gene Ontology annotation, molecular function: RNA helicase activity; nucleic acid binding; ATP binding. Bases 151 to 2664 code for a protein of 837 amino acids. The transcript is spliced from 9 exons. NCBI's taxonomy places the organism in Eukaryota, Metazoa, Chordata, Actinopteri, Siluriformes, Bagridae. The record is from RefSeq and is a predicted model, not a curated record. Gene Ontology annotation, cellular component: nucleolus.
CACUGGAGGUGGAGUUUUGUAGAAGGAUCUGGCAACCCUGAACGCCGCCAUCGCUACAGUAAUGGCUGCGCCCUCGUGUAGUGCAUGCGCAUGAGGAGCAGUUUUUAAAAGUUACAACCUCUUACAAACGUGAACAUUCGAUAAAGAAAGAUGAAGACCAAAAAUAUGAAGGAGAAGAAGGGCUGUGGGCUAUCCAAAAGAGGGAUCCUUGUAAAGGGCAAUUGGAAAGCAGUGGAGCUUGAUCCCAGCGUUUUCGCUCAUGAGACAGUGGGAGAAGUGGUGUGUUUUGAAGAACUCACAGAUUAUUCCCUGGUUGACACUAAAAACAAAUCAGCCAUGGCUGGGCUUUUAAAAGACACAACAGCCCGGAAAAAACGAAACAAUAAGAGAAAAGCCAGUGAAAUUGACGCUGAAGAAGAUCAGGAAGAAUUCAUACAGCUGUCACCUGAAGACAGUCCGGCUAGGAAGCGGAAGAAGAAAAAGAAGAAACAUGAGAGUGAUGAUGUGCUCACAGAUGAUGAUCAUUUAGAUGAUGACUUAGAGAUUUUGGCUGAAGAAGGAGAUGACCAGACACCGCAAGACUCUGAUGAUUACACCGAGCUCAAAGCAGAGACAACACAAAAGACCAAGAAGAAAAAGAAGAAGAAGAAGAAAAAGAAGAAUCAGAAAACUGCAGAACAAACAGAAACUGAUGCACUAAUAGACCCUGCUGAUGAGGUCCAGGUUCGAGCUAAAAGAAAAGCCAAGAACUGGACAGAUGCAGCCCUCUCAAAAACAGCAGGGCAGGACACUGAUGUAUCGGCCUGGAAAGACCUGUAUGUACCUGAACCUGUGCUAAAGGCUCUGAGCAGACUUGGAUUUUCUGCACCUACACCGAUUCAAGCUCUUGCUCUUCCUCCUGCCAUUAGAGAUCACCUAGAUAUUCUGGGUGCAGCAGAGACAGGAAGUGGAAAAACUUUGUCUUUUGGAAUUCCCAUGAUCCACAGAAUAUUAGAGUGGAAGGAAACCAUUGACAGUAAAAAUGCAGAUGCAGACGGGAAAUCUGGCCCUGUGGAUGUGGAGAGCAUUUACCUGGAUAAAGUCAGAGACUCGAACGACACAGAAGACAAAGAUGAGGGGAGCGUGGACGCUCAAGAUGAAGAUGAUGACUGUGGUUCUGUUGAUGACCAUCAAAGUCAAGAUGACGAUGAUGAUACACCAGGACAUGAGGAAGGUGCCAUCCAGAGCACAAGCUUUAAUACAAAGACAGAAGAAAAAGAUGAUAGCGGGAAACAGCCUUUACUUGGACUUGUUCUUACACCAACCAGAGAACUAGCAGUGCAAGUCAAACAUCAUAUUGAUGCUGUAGCACAGUUUACAGGUAUUAGAACUGCUCUUCUGGUGGGCGGGAUGGCACCACAGAAACAAGACAGGAUGUUGAAGCGCAGGCCAGAGAUUGUUAUCGCCACACCAGGGCGCCUGUGGGAGAUGAUUCAGGAUAAACAUCCUCAUCUGUGCAACCUAAGGCAGCUCAGGUGCCUGGUUAUUGAUGAAGCUGACCGCAUGGUUGAAAAAGGGCAUUUUGCUGAGCUUGAGAACCUGCUGGAGAUGCUCAACACUUCCCAGUUCAACCCGAAGAGACAGACCUUUGUGUUCUCUGCUACACUAACCAUGAUCCACAGCCUCCCUGCCAGAGUGAUGCAGAAGAAAGGAAAGAAAGUGGAGCAGCGCAGCAAGCUAGAGGUGCUCAUGGAAAAAGUAGGAAUCAAAGGCAAGCCAAAAGUGAUUGAUCUCACCCGGAAGGAAGCCACGGUGGAGACACUGACUGAAACCAGGAUCCACUGUGACAAGGAGGAGAAAGAUUAUUAUCUCUACUACUUCCUUCUGCAGUACCCUGGACGCACGAUGGUGUUCGCAAACAGCAUUGACUGCAUCAAGAGGCUUAAUUCAUUACUAACUAUUUUGGAUUGCACCCCACUGCCACUGCAUGCUAAUAUGCACCAGAAACAGCGGCUGAAAAACCUGGAGAGAUUUGCAGAGAGGGAAAGCUGCGUCCUUCUCACGACGGAUGUUGCUGCUCGAGGACUUGACAUUCCAGAUGUCCAGCAUGUCAUCCACUAUCAGGUCCCACGAACAUCUGAAACGUACGUCCAUCGGAGUGGACGUACAGCUCGUGCUGCCAAAGAGGGUCUCAGUUUGCUCCUGAUUGGUCCAGAUGAUAUGAUGAACUAUAAGAAAAUCUAUAGGACACUGGGAAAGGAUGAGGACCUUCCUAUGUUUCCUGUUCAGAACAAAUGCAUGACUGCCAUUAAGGAACGUGUCAAUGUGGCAAGAAAAAUAGAAAAGAUUGAAUACUACAACUGCCGAAGGCAGCAGCACAAUUCCUGGUUCAGGCAGGCGGCCGAGGAAAUGGACAUAGACCUUGAUGAUGACUUGCUUUUGGGAGGGGACAAGGAUGAAGAGAAUGACCGAGAGCAACAGAAACUUGUGAAAGGCUUAAAGAAACACCUGAAGCACCUGAUCUCUCAGCCAGUCUUCAAAGCCCACAUGAAGACUAAAUACCCUACUCAGAUGGGCAAACUUCAGCUGCCCCAGCUACCUUUGGGAGAUGAAACCGCUCUAAUCAGUGUACACAAACAAAAACAGAAAGACAAACAAAAGAAGCAGAAAAGAAAACCACAAUAA